Pelagomonas calceolata is the source of this 4065-nucleotide messenger RNA. The record is from the annotation of a GenBank genome assembly. Lineage: Eukaryota; Pelagophyceae; Pelagomonadales; Pelagomonadaceae.
GUAAGCAGAGCAGACACACCGAUGCGAAGCGAAGGGCCGCCGUGCGCGCGCGCGUAGUGGAACGUCGGGCUGCCUCGCAUCGCUUGCGCGGUUGGGCAGCAGUCCUGGACAAUGCAGGGCUCAUUGGAGGAGGACCUGGCGGCGCUGCGGAAGCUGCGCGACGACGACUCGAGCGGUGCGCUCAAAGAGUACUUUGGGGACAGCGAGGACCCGCGCGAGUGGAGCGGUGUCACGGUGAAGGACGGCCGCGUGACGAAGCUCAUCUUCUACGAGUGCACAAACCUCGCCGCGCUGCCGGCCGCGAUCGGCGAGCUCGGCGCGCUGACGUAUUUGAGCUUGUACAAAUGCACAAGCCUCGCCGCGCUGCCGGACGCGAUCGGCAAGCUCGGCGCGCUGACGGAGCUCAACUUGGGCGGGUGCUCAAGCCUCACGUACCCUCCGGAGGAGAUGCGCGGCAACGUGCACAAAACCGUCGGCUUCUGUUGUCUCAACCUAUUGGAAGGUGGCGACGUGUCUGCUGCAGACGUACAGAAGAGUAUCUUAAAUCACGUGAUCGCCGAUCCUGCCCACGACGAGCGCGUCGACGCGCUCGUACGCAAGGACCCGGUGUUGGCCGACAUCGUCAAGGUCAAGGAACAGCUAGAAAAUGACCUCGCCGCUCUGCGGAAGCUGCGCGACGACGACGCGAGCGGUGCGCUCAAGGAGUUCUUUGGGGACGGCGAGGACCCGCGCAAGUGGAAAGACGAAGAUGGAGAUGAAGUCGUCACGGUGGCGGACGGUCGGGUGACGAAGCUCAACGUGUACAAAUGCUCGAAACUCGCCGAGCUGCCGGCCGCGAUCGGCGAGCUCAAAGCGCUGAGAGGGCUCAACUUGUCCUACUGCUCGAGCCUCGCCGCGCUGCCGGCCACGAUCGGCGAGCUCAAAGCGCUGACGACGCUCAACUUGCGCGAGUGCUCGAGCCUCGCCGCGCUGCCGGCCACGAUUGGCGAGCUCGGCGCGCUGGAGGCGCUUAUUUUGGAAGGGUGCUCGAGCAUCGCCGCGCUGCCGGCCGCGAUCGGUGGGCUCGGCGCGCUGACGGGGCUCGAUUUGUACGGCUGCUCGAGCCUCGCCACGCUACCGGAGUCGAUCGGCGGCCUCGAUGCGCUGGCCAGCCUCGACUUGGCAAAUUGCCCCAAUUUGGUGUUCCCCCCUGGACACACGCACGGCGACACCAAGCGAGUCAAGCGCCUCCUCGCGAACACGACCCGCUUCCUCGCCGGCAAGCUCAAGGCGGCCGACGCGGACGACGACGCGAAGGCGGACUUUACGGAGGGCGCAAUCCACCACGCGCCCUUCGCUGACCGCCUCGAAGAAGCAGUAAGAAAGGACCCGGCGCUCGCCGACCUCACGAACGAGAAAGGCGAACGCGCCAUCGACCUCGCCUGUUUAGAAUGCCGGCGCGCCAUGCAAAAAGCCCUCUUCUUCCUUGGGCGCUACGACGUCGACAAAGGCCCGCCGGAGCACCGGUCCGCGACGUCACUCGUCGUGCGCGCCGUCGACCACGAGGCGGCCGACGAUUACGGGAAACUAUUUGUCGAGUUCGACAAGGAUAGUAACGGAACAUUGGACGCGAGCGAACUCGAAGCUCUCGCGGCGAAGUUGGGCACAAAUGUCGAGAUCUUCGAAAUAGAAGACGAUGGUGUCGCAAAGGACGCCUUCGUCGCAAAAUGCCAGCGGCUCUUCGGCAAGGAGCGCAAGGUGGUCAUCAAGGUCUUCCAGGUCGAAGAGCAGUGGCGCAACGAGAAGCGGGGCCGCGACGAUCAACAGCUCGACGCGCGCUACGUCGUGCAGACGAUCCCGGCGCCCACGGACGACGAAUUUGCUGAUGGGCUGAAAAGCAGCACACGCUUCGGCGAAGGCGUCGGUUCUCGCGCCAUCGUCAUGGACGCCGCCGAUCGCAAUCUCUUCCAGAUCUACCAGUCGGAGCGGCCGGAUCUGAACGCGGUCCGGACUCUGAUGCAGCAGGUCAUGGAGUGCGUCCAGCAUCUACACGGGAAGGGGCUCGUCCAUGGCGACAUCAAGAUGCUCAACGUCGUGCGACUGUCUCUCGACAAUCGCCUACGUUUGAUUGAUUUGGACGCUGCUGCAAAAUUUAGCCGUCAUGGCGGAGACUACGUAUGCUCGAAGUUCUCUUCAGCGAUUUUGCCGCCGGAGUGCUUCGCCAAGCUCGAUGCCGGUCAAGUGACGAAAUUCGAAGCUUACUUUGAAGGCGUCGGCGCGGAGCUCCGGGAGAAGGUCGCGCCGAAGGUCGACAAGCGCGGCGCGUCGUACGUCGUCAAGACGUUCUCUUUAACCGAGGAUGGUGCUCCGAAACGAAUUGAUAGUCUGCCGUACGAGCCCGUGGAAGCGUCAGUAGCUGUCGACUACUGGUCGCUCGGCGCGCUCCUGUUCCAGCUGGUGGCCGGCGAACCGCUCGUGCCCUCGAAUCGCGACGACGACUGUGUUAACGCCAAAAGUAUGGCCAUCUUGGCCUCUUGGAACGACGACGCUGCAAAAAGGAAUUUAGCUGUAAUCAAGGACGCCGCGGCCUGGGAUCUCGCAUCGAAGUUGCUCGUCCGCGACCCUGAACAGCGAGCAAAAUUUAGCAUCGCCGACGCGCUCGCACGGCACCCGUUUUUUCAUCCCGAGAGCGGCGACGCGGAGAUUAAAAAGCAACUGGACGCGAUGCAGACGACGCUGGACUCCGUCAAGGCCGACACGUCCUCUAUUCUGAGGUUGAGCGAGGAGCACCGCGACGAGCUACGGAAGACGCGCAGCACGAUCAUACGGGCUAUAUAUGAAGCCACGGAGGUCUCGACGCCGACGGCGUUCGUCGUUCUGAAGGAGAAACUCCCGACGGGGGAGGCCAGGGUCGAGUUGACGUUGAACGAUGACGGCACUGGGUUUUCGGUGGAGGGCGAGGCCGUCGACGACGCAAAGGACCGCUACGAAGAGAGCAAGACCUGGCUGAAUCUUUGUGCGCAAUUCGGGCGCGGCGUCGCGAAGUGCAGCCCAUCGGCCAUCGCCGACGCCGUCACUGGCGCCUGCGCGGAGCUCGUCGUCGGCGAGGAGAUGUGGUUAUACCUCGUCGACGAGCUGACGGGGAAACCAGUGGUCCCAGAGGUCGAUCCGGAUGAUGAUGAGGAGCCACUAUAUCCCAUUCGCAUCACCAAGCCGGCCGAGGUCGUUGCGAAGCUCUUACCGGUCAUGCAGGUCGGCCUGCACGCGGCGUCGCUCGUCAACGGCGUUUCGGGGGUUGUGCGGCUCUUCGGCUACCCGUGCCCCAAAGUUCCCGAGGCGUGGCGCGAGGGCGCGCAAAAUUCGGUCGACGUGUUGAAGCAGGAGAGCUCGGUCGAGGCCUUCGGCGCGGUCCACGAGAAGGUGCAGGACGGCGGCGAAGAGACGGAGACGGUUCGAGGCGCGGGCCUGCGGGAGCUGGCGGCCUUCUUCGCAGAAAAAGAUCGGGACGGGGAGUACGCGGGACUGCGACGAAUAGGCGACGACGAUGGCACAGCUGUGUGGACCGCGUUGACGGACCCGGAAGAAGUAAAGGCGGCGCUCGAGGCGCGGGCCAAGGAACGGCGCGCGGAGACAAAGCGAGGGGAGGCCGACUACGCGGCGUAUUUGAGGGAGAAGGCCGCGGGCGGCGGCGCCAGCGAAGACGCGGGCAGCGACGCCGGCGACGCCGACGCCGACGCCGUGGACGACGCCAGCCCCGACGCGAGCGGCGACGCCACCGCGGCCAUGACCGCGACCACUCCGGCAGCCGGUGGCGGCCCCGCGGCCGCGCGCGCCCUCUCGACCCUGAGCAUCGGGGAGCCCGCGGCGUUGGCUCUCCGCGACCCGCCCGGCGCGGCGGACGGGCAGCGGACCUGGUGGGCCGCGGACGUCGAGGAGCGCCUCGCGCGCCUCGAGCGGCGCAGCGUCGAAACGCGCCUCGACCGGCUCGAGGCGUCGGUGCGCGCCGACCCCAGUGCCCGGGCCGGCGUCGAGGAGCGGCUCGCCGGCCUCGAGGAGCGGCUGGCAGGAAUCAAUUGGGCGUAUUAA